UUCUCUAUAAAUACCCUUCUGAAUUAUGCUUCCUGCAGAGCCACUGCCCAGCUAAGCUGCUUGGCUUGAUCAGUUCCAGUUUCGAGAUGGCCUGGCUCGGAAUCGGAAUGGGAAGGCAGAUUGUUCCUGUUCUUGUUUUCGUUGCUGUACUCUGCAGCGGUGUUGAUGCAUCGUUCAACAGGUACAGCUUCCCCAAGGAUUUCAUCUUCGGCACCGGCUCUGCAGCGUAUCAGUAUGAGGGAGCUGCUAAGGAAGGAGGUAGGGGUCCUAGCGUCAGCGUGUGGGACACUUUCUCGCACAUCCCAGGAAAAAUCUUAAAUGGUGACACCGGCGAUGUGGCAGAUGACUUCUAUCAUCGCUACAAGGAGGAUGUAAACCUUCUCAAAGACAUGAACAUGGACGCCUUCCGGUUUUCCAUUUCUUGGAGCCGGAUCCUGCCAAAUGGAACAUUGAGUGGAGGGGUGAACAAGGAAGGAGUAGCUUUCUAUAACAACCUGAUCAAUGAAAUCAUAGCCAAAGGGAUGAAGCCAUUUGUCACAAUCUUCCACUGGGACACACCACAGGCCCUUGAGAGCAAAUACGGAGGAUUCCUGAGUGAGAAUAUCAUCAAGGAUUAUGUGGACUUCGCCGAAGUGUGCUUCCGGGAGUUCGGCGACCGUGUCAAGUUCUGGGCCACCUUCAACGAGCCAUGGACCUACUGCUCCCAGGGCUACGGCACCGGCAUCCACGCCUUGGGCCGGUGCUCCCCCUACGUCUCCACCUCCUGUGCCGGCGGCGACUCCAGCCGCGAGCCUUACCUAGCAGCGCACCACGUCAUCCUCGCCCAUGCCACCGCCGUCCACCUCUACCGCACCAAGUACCAACCCACGCAGCACGGGCAGAUCGGCAUCACGGCGGUGUCGCACUGGUUCGUGCCGUAUAAUGACACGGCCGCUGACCGCCGCGUUGUGCAACGCAGCCUCGACUUCAUGUACGGAUGGUUCCUGGACCCCAUCGUGCACGGCGACUACCCAGGCACGAUGAGGGGGUGGCUCGGGGCGCGGCUGCCGGCGUUCACGGCGGAGCAGGCGGCAGCGGUGAGGGGAUCCUAUGACUUCAUCGGCGUCAACUACUACACCACCUACUACGCCAAGAGCGUGCCGCUGCCCAGCUCAAACAGGCUCUCCUACGACACCGACAUCCGCGCCAACACCACUGGCUUCCGCAACGGCAAACCCAUUGGUCCGCAGGAGUUCACCCCGAUCUUCUUCAACUACCCUCCGGGUCUCCGCGAGCUACUCCUCUACACCAAGAGGAGGUACAACAACCCGAUCAUCUACGUCACAGAAAAUGGAAUCGCCGAGGGGAACAACAAGAGCUUGCCAAUCACGGAGGCGCUCAAGGACGGGCAUAGGAUCGAGUUCCACUCGAAACACCUGCAGUUCGUCAACCACGCCAUCAAGAACGGGGUGAACGUGAAGGGCUACUUCACCUGGACGUUCAUGGACUGCUUCGAGUGGGGCGACGGAUACCUCGACCGAUUCGGCCUCAUCUACAUCGACCGCCUCAACAAUCUCAAGCGCUACCACAAGCAGUCCAGCUACUGGAUCGCCAACUUCCUCAAGCGGAAGAAGUACUGAGUGAGCUAAUGGUUCUAGCUAAGCUAAGCUAGCUCUCUGUGCGAUUUUCAGUUUCAGAGUGAUUGGUGAAUUGAUGUACUGUACAUGCUUGACCACCGUUGCCAUUGUUGAGUGAGGGGGAGGGGAUAAAGCUCAUUGUUGCUUGAGCUAUUUGAUUUACCAAUUGGAAUUCGUUUCGGUUGUUUGUUCGUCGAUCUGGAGGAAAAUAAAACAAAUUCUCGUCUCUUUGUUUCA
Messenger RNA from Oryza sativa Japonica Group (Japanese rice), 1853 nucleotides. RefSeq names its product beta-glucosidase 29-like. The record is from RefSeq and is a predicted model, not a curated record. Gene Ontology annotation, molecular function: beta-glucosidase activity. NCBI's taxonomy places the organism in Eukaryota, Viridiplantae, Streptophyta, Magnoliopsida, Poales, Poaceae. Gene Ontology annotation, biological process: carbohydrate metabolic process.